Messenger RNA from Patiria miniata (bat star), 1128 nucleotides. RefSeq names its product tyrosine-protein kinase receptor Tie-1-like. The record is from RefSeq and is a predicted model, not a curated record. The transcript is spliced from 5 exons. Lineage: Eukaryota; Metazoa; Echinodermata; Asteroidea; Valvatida; Asterinidae. Bases 1 to 846 code for a protein of 281 amino acids.
AUGGCCAGGAGGUAUUACGGUAUCUUCCGCUACAACCACCCGGGCGCAAAUUGGUGUUCCCCAACGGGUGGUGAUACAGUACACCUGACAGUGGUCACGCCAACACCUUAUGGGGCGGGGUCUUCACAGUCCUCAGCAAGCAUCAGCUGUUUCCGUAGCAAUCCUGAUAAUGACGUUACACUGAACUUCAGCAGACCAUUCCAGAUAGGUCUGCCAGGAUCUACCAUACAAACAUCUACUACCCUCCCUACUGGCAGUAGUCAAUCAGUGAAUGGACGAAUAGUCACCCAGAAUCUGACCACCAGUAAUGAUGCCACUGGGUUGUUUUAUUGUGAAGGUUCCAAUAGCGACUUAACAACCAGAGUAUACAGCAUCAUCCACAGUGUGAAUAGGAGGUUUGAGCCUGUUGAUGGCCUGGUAACGAAAACGAUCAACAAAGGAGAGAAUGUGACUCUCUCAGUCAUCAAGGCUAAUUCCGGUGGCUUUCCUCUGUGGCGUCGUACAAGAAAUGGAACUGUUAAUGCAAACUUGACUAAUUCCAAUCAGGCUAGUUUCACAGUGCCCUCUACUGAUGCUGAUGAUGGGGAUCUAUAUACUGUCAUCGGAUCUGCUGUUACUCUCACUGACAAUCAUUUCAGUAUGAUCAGACUCAUAGUCAGAGACUGUGAUGCUGGUAAGUGGAAUCUGACUGACUGUGAAGGGGUGUGUGAUCUGUGUUACAAUGGAGGAGUGUGUGAUGAUGAGACAGGAGAUUGCAUCUGCCCACCAGGAUUUAGUGGACCAAACUGCCUCACAGGUAAGCUCAUUGCCUGGUCUGUCUGUCUGUCGGGCGGGUUGUCGGUCUGAGUGUGUGAUCUGUGCUACAAUGGAGGAGUGUGUGAUGAUUAGACAGGAGAUUGCAUCUGCCCACCAGGAUUCAGUGGACCAAACUGCCUCACAGGUAAGCUCAUUGCCUGGUCUGUCUGUCUGUCGGGUGGGCUGUCGGUCUGAGUGUGUGAUCUGUGCUACUAUGGAGGAGUGUGUGAGGAUGAGACAGGAGAUUGCAUCUGCCCACCAGGAUUCAGUGGACCAAACUGCCUCACAGCAUGUGGUAUGCACAUAUUUGGCUGGAGUUGUGAGUUUCCGUGU